Molecule: messenger RNA, 775 nt
Organism: Canis lupus familiaris (dog)
Lineage: Eukaryota; Metazoa; Chordata; Mammalia; Carnivora; Canidae
Gene: LY6H
Product: lymphocyte antigen 6 family member H
Exons: 4
Coding region: 18-500 (160 amino acids)
Biological process (GO): acetylcholine receptor signaling pathway
Cellular component (GO): plasma membrane
Molecular function (GO): acetylcholine receptor inhibitor activity; acetylcholine receptor binding
Source: RefSeq, a predicted model, not a curated record
CCCGGAGGGAGGCGGUGAUGGCCCGCGCCCCAGGACCUGCGCCAGCAAGCCCGCGCCCUCCCGAGCCCGCCUGGAGCAUGCUGCCCGCGGCCGUGAAGGGCCUCGGCCUGGUGCUGCUGGCCACCCUCCUGUGCUCGGCGCCCGCUCAUGGCUUGUGGUGCCAGGACUGCACACUGACCACCAACUCAAGCCAUUGCACCCCAAAGCAGUGCCAGCCAUCGGACACAGUGUGUGCCAGCGUCCGGAUCACCGAUCCCAGUAGCAGCAGGAAGGACCAUUCCGUGAACAAGAUGUGUGCCUCGUCCUGUGACUUCGUUAAGCGGCACUUCUUCUCAGACUAUCUGAUGGGCUUCAUUAACUCGGGGAUCUUAAAAGUGGAUGUGGACUGUUGCGGGGGAGACUUGUGCAACGGCGGCCCGGGGGCGGGGGGCAGUCCCUGGGCCCUGGCUGGGGGGCUCCUGCUCAGCCUGGGGCCUGCCCUCCUCGGGGCUGGGCCCUGAGGCCCUCCCCCUCACCCCCCUGCCCCAGCAGGGCUCCGAGCUUACUGGCCCUGGCCCCUCCCUGAGACGUGAGGCCUCCCUCUCUCCACCAGCUCUGAGUCCCGGCCAGUAGGAUGCCUCCAGGGAACCCAGUGUCUGCAGGAGGCCCCAGGGGAGCGGGCUGGGGGCUGGGACCCCCAGGUCUCUGAGGGGAAGCCAGGCAGAUCCAGGCUGAGCCCAACAGCUUGGCUGCAAGGGCAUCUUCCGCAGAGAAAUAAACUCACUUUUGGUCCAGA